AGGAAGUGGCUGCCGUCAAUCACGCGGGGAGACUCCAAACAGUGAGCCUAGAGCUGGAGACUAGCGUUAACCGGCGGGGCGGCCGGUUUUAUGAAUGAAGCUAUGGCUACAGAUUCCCCAAGAAGACCCAGUCGUUGUACUGGUGGAGUUGUGGUUCGCCCCCAGGCUGUCACAGAGCAGUCCUACAUGGAAAGUGUUGUGACUUUUCUGCAGGAUGUUGUGCCACAGGCUUACAGUGGAACACCUCUAACAGAAGAAAAGGAGAAAAUAGUCUGGGUCAGAUUUGAAAAUGCAGAUUUAAAUGAUACAUCAAGAAAUCUGGAAUUUCAUGAAAUACAUAGCACUGGGAAUGAACCUCCUUUGUUGAUUAUGAUUGGCUACAGUGAUGGAAUGCAGGUCUGGAGCAUCCCUAUCAGUGGCGAAGCACAAGAGCUCUUCUCUGUUCGACAUGGCCCAAUUCGAGCGGCUAGAAUCUUGCCUGCUCCACAGUUUGGUGCUCAAAAAUGUGAUAACUUUGCUGAAAAAAGACCCCUCCUUGGUGUUUGUAAGAGCAUUGGAUCUUCUGGCACAAGCCCACCGUACUGUUGUGUGGAUCUGUAUUCACUUCGUACUGGGGAGAUGGUCAAGUCCAUUCAAUUUAAGACACCUAUUUAUGAUCUCCAUUGCAAUAAACGGAUCCUUGUUGUAGUCUUGCAGGAGAAAAUUGCUGCCUUUGAUAGCUGUACUUUCACGAAGAAAUUCUUUGUCACAAGCUGCUAUCCAUGUCCAGGGCCAAACAUGAAUCCUAUUGCUCUUGGGAGCCGCUGGCUUGCUUAUGCAGAAAACAAGUUGAUUCGAUGUCAUCAGUCCCGUGGUGGAGCCUGUGGAGACAACAUUCAGUCUUAUACUGCCACAGUCAUUAGUGCUGCUAAAACGUUGAAAAGUGGCCUGACAAUGGUAGGGAAAGUGGUGACUCAGCUGACAGGCACACUGCCUUCAGGUGUGACAGAAGAUGACGUUGCUAUCCACAGUAAUUCACGGCGGAGCCCUUUGGUCCCAGGCAUCAUCACAGUUAUUGACACAGAAACUGUCGGAGAGGGCCAGGUGCUUGUGAGUGAGGAUUCUGACAGUGAUGGCAUUGUGGCCCACUUCCCUGCCCAUGAGAAGCCAGUGUGCUGCAUGGCUUUUAAUACAAGUGGAAUGCUUCUAGUCACAACAGACACCCUUGGCCAUGACUUUCAUGUCUUCCAAAUUCUGACUCAUCCUUGGUCCUCAUCACAAUGUGCCGUCCACCAUCUGUAUACUCUUCACAGGGGAGAAACUGAAGCCAAAGUACAGGACAUCUGCUUCAGCCAUGACUGUCGCUGGGUUGUGGUCAGUACUCUCCGGGGUACUUCACAUGUUUUCCCCAUCAACCCUUAUGGUGGCCAGCCUUGUGUUCGUACACAUAUGUCACCACGAGUAGUGAAUCGCAUGAGCCGUUUCCAGAAAAGUGCUGGACUGGAAGAGAUUGAACAAGAACUGACGUCUAAGCAAGGAGGUCGUUGUAGCCCUGUUCCAGGUCUAUCAAGCAGCCCUUCUGGGUCACCCUUGCAUGGGAAACUGAACAGCCAAGACUCCUAUAACAAUUUCACCAACAACAACCCUGGCAACCCUCGGCUCUCUCCUCUCCCCAGCUUGAUGGUAGUGAUGCCUCUCGCACAAAUCAAGCAGCCAAUGACAUUGGGGACCAUCACCAAACGAACCGGGCCUUAUCUCUUUGGAGCGGGGUGUUUUUCCAUAAAAGCUCCAUGCAAAGUUAAACCUCCUCCACAAAUUUCACCCAGCAAAUCGAUGGGCGGAGAAUUUUGUGUGGCUGCUACCUUCGGAACAUCCAGGUCAUGGUUUGCAAAUAAUGCAGGUCUGAAAAGAGAAAAAGAUCAGUCCAAACAAGUUGUAGUUGAGUCCCUGUACAUUAUCAGUUGCUAUGGCACCUUAGUGGAGCACAUGAUGGAGCCACGACCCCUCAGCACUGCACCCAAGAUUAGUGACGACACGCCGCUGGAAAUGAUGACAUCGCCUCGAGCCACCUGGACUCUGGUUAGAACCCCUCAAUGGAAUGAAUUGCAGCCACCAUUUAAUGCAAACCACCCUCUGCUCCUCGCUGCAGAUGCAGUACAGUAUUAUCAGUUCCUGCUUGCUGGCCUGGUUCCCCCUGGAAGUCCUGGGCCCAUUACUCGACACGGGUCUUAUGACAGUUUAGCUUCUGACCAUAGUGGACAGGAAGAUGAAGAAUGGCUUUCCCAGGUUGAAAUUGUAACACACACUGGACCCCAUAGACGUCUGUGGAUGGGUCCACAGUUCCAGUUCAAAACCAUCCAUCCCUCAGGCCAAACCACAGUCAUCUCAUCCAGUUCAUCUGUGUUGCAGUCUCAUGGUCCGAGUGACACGCCACAGCCUCUUUUGGAUUUUGAUACAGAUGAUCUUGAUCUCAACAGUCUCAGGAUCCAGCCAGUCCGCUCUGACCCAGUCAGCAUGCCAGGGUCAUCCCGUCCAGUCUCUGAUCGAAGGGGAGUUUCCACAGUGAUUGAUGCUGCCUCAGGAAACAACCAGCUGUUCUCAGCCUGCCAAAUCCAAGUAAACAUCCACUGUGUGGAAGAGUGAAUCUGAAGUGGUUCAGUAAAAACAUAAAAGCUGUUUUUGCUGAAGAAGAAGAAGAAAAAAAAAGGCCACCCCGAAACAACAGCUAGUGAAAAAAAAAAAAAAAAUCUUGUUCUGAUAACAUCUUUUCCCUGGAUUGCUUAGAGUUGGACUGUGGAGUAGGAAUGACUCUAGAGCCGUUUCAAUUUAAAAAGAUUUGUAGGCAAACUUGCUGUCGUCUUCUGUUGGUGAAAAUCGUGAUUGUCUUGGUUACAGUGAUUAUUUUAAUAAAAUGCAAUUAUCUGAAUAAUUAAUUUAUUUGACUACUCUACUGUGUCCUUCAUUCACAGAGGCCAAAAUGUCAAAGAUCAAGUAGAUUGGGAGAAUAGGAAAAUUCUCAUUAUAAAGGCAAGGGGAGGAGGGAAAGGAUGAAAUAUUUGGAAUUUCAGUCCAGUGGUUUCUAUUUAUCUGAAAUGUCAAGGGCAGUGUAAAAUGUAUUUUUAAAAUGUGUUUCUGUAUGGUUUGUGCCCAUUCUUGGCGUGGCUGUGGCUGUACAGAGGCCAUUGUUCUUUGAGGAGUAUGAGGGGGUGUCUUUGUCCAAAGUGACAAAAAGAAGACUUGGAAGACUGGGCUUCCUUUGUUCCUGUGCGGUGCUGUAAAAUUUGGUUUGAAAUUAGGACCUCAGGGAAGGACCUUCAAUAGAGAGCUUUCAUUUCCUGCCAGCAUUUUAAUCACUCUGGGGUUUAAAGUGGAUGGCCGGCCAGCAUAAUGGCCCUAUGUUUAAUAGAACAGCUUGUAUCUUGAAGGCCAGUUAAGGGACCUGUCAUCCGCCCAAUAUUCGUCUUUUCUGUUUCCUGUCCAUUUAUGAAGAUCACCCACCCUUUUAGGUGGCUUCCCUGGAUCAUUUUGUAGGGGAGCUGCCGCCACUGCUUCUUAAAGAGGCUGAACAGAAACCCAGUUGAAUGUGGUCCAGUCUUCAGCCCAUGCAGGGAAGUUCUGCAGAGUGCUUUAAUUAGACACGAAGUUCACCACAUUUGGGAGUUGAUUCCGUCAGUUGUAGAGGGACUGUCCCAGAUUUCACAAAAAUAUAGAAUUGGAAGAAGAUUAAAAUUUAUCCAUAUCUCAGAAUUAUUGGCACCUAUUGACCUGAUACGUGCUCACAUCAUCACUGUGGUGGAUGUUAAUGUCAUCCUGUCAUGCACAGGAGUAACUUAUCUCCUGAGGGGUGAAGUAACCUGGUGGGUUUGAUCCUGUUGUAUACAAAGGAAAUUCACAGUUUUUCUAAUACAGUGGCUUGUUAACUCUCAAGGCAGGCUUCCUUUGGAACCAUUUAGAAAUUUACCUUUAUAGUUUAUUAGAUGAUAUCCAGAACUCCUAAAGGAGUAAAUAUUGGAGACAAGACUUGAAAGAGAGAGCCAGCAGUAAGAAGUAAGGGUUCUGAAUUUCUUCCCCAGCUCAUGCCUAGUGGGUAAGAGUAAGAUAACAUCAGUAAAAGCCUGAGAUUCACUAAGUUUUCAUGUAGGAACUGUCACUGAAAUUGCUCUGUGACCAGGUGUUAAGAAUGGCCUUGUGUUGUCAGUAAUGGUGAACUGCUUGGCAGAGGUAAUUUUAGGGGUAACUAUUAAAUAGGAUCACAAAGUGUUUCCCUAACUCUGAGUAAUAACAUACAUGAACGAGGGGAGAGAAGGAAGGGACCUUUUCAACUGCUAGCACACUCUCUAUCCCAUCUCAUAGCCAGUUGUGCUGCAGACAAACAAAACCAGAGAAGCCACUUUUCACGGACAUUUUUCUUUUUUGCAGAUACGUAUGGGUUAUCAUGGUGGAAACAAAGGCAUGUAUAAACCUCAUUCAGCAAUCUUUUCAGAUAGUGUCUGAAAAGAUUCUAUCACCAAUCUAUCUGAGGUCAGCUUAAUCCAUACCCACAGAGAUGAUGAGCCAAAGCCUUCCCUAAGCUAGGGUCCCAUAGUCUUCCCUAAGCUAGGGUCCCAGCGCUGGGUGGGGAACAGGAGAAAAGGCCUGGGGCACGGGGGAGAAAAGGCAGUUGCAGAGAGUAAUGUUUGGAGGCAUUCUCAGUUAUUCAAAAGGAAUGGAAUGACGUUAAAAUUCUCCCAAAAAAGGUUGGAACCACCUCAGCUUCCCUUUCCCCACUCUGUAAUCAGUAAUCAUUGUCUGGUAUGUUCAGAUGAUAAUCCAGUUGGCCACCAAGGGGUUGUGCUUCCUUACUGACUGUAUUUGUGAUCUCUAAGACUUUUCAAACACGGGUUUAAACAUCCAGAGACUCCGGCCUCUUUGAGAGUCAUUCUCCCACUGUGUCCCUUUUGACUUCUUUUGUCAUGUCUCUAGUGCAGAUUUCCCAGCUGCCCAAUUUGAGCCCUUUUGAGUUGACCUCCCUUGGAUGAGUAGCUCUUUGAAAGCUGAUUUAAAGUGAGUGUUGCUCCACCUAAGAGCUGUUGUCUGAAAAAAGCACUAUCUACAACAGCAGAGGUGGCCGAGAAAGGCAGACAGGCUCUCCUGAGGCUGGUUUUGCAGAUUUGCAUUGGUCUAGUAGGAAUUACGCAUCAUUAGACUGAACUUCUUAUGUUUGCAUCCAGGUCAUUUCUCCAUCAAAAAAAAAAAAAAAAAAAUGCCACUGACAUUUCAGCCAAGGAACCAUCAUUGUACUUACACCAGUCUGUUCCCACACAUGAAAUGUUAUGCUUCAAAUAACCACUCAACAACUCAUCUGAAGGUCCAGAGUAUGUUUACUGGGUAAAAUAUUUCAGGCAUAGACUUGGAGAGCAAGCUGCCCACCAGGGCAGGGCCUUAGCAUAAAGUUAAUAUCGUCAGAGAUCUGACUAUAAUCCAUUUCAUUCACUGUUGCAGUUUGCUGUGUGGGUGUUUCUACAAUGUGGGAAACUUGUUUCAUUGAAGAGUCUGAAUAUUUUGUAAGGAUGUGAAGAGUUGCAAAUAAUCUUUUCUGUAAGGCUAUGAGGAGAAACAAAGCAGCUAAUGUUAGAAAGAACUGGUACACGAUUGUUUUCUGUCAUUUGUAAAACUAAAUAGGAAUAUUCUGGUCUUUACAGA
Pongo pygmaeus (Bornean orangutan) is the source of this 5661-nucleotide messenger RNA. It is a transcript of the gene BCAS3, whose product is annotated as BCAS3 microtubule associated cell migration factor. The coding region runs from base 91 to 2622 and encodes 843 amino acids. The transcript is spliced from 24 exons. Gene Ontology annotation, molecular function: protein binding. Gene Ontology annotation, cellular component: cytoplasm. The record is from RefSeq and is a predicted model, not a curated record. NCBI's taxonomy places the organism in Eukaryota, Metazoa, Chordata, Mammalia, Primates, Hominidae. Gene Ontology annotation, biological process: autophagy; response to starvation.